This is a messenger RNA of Durio zibethinus, 971 nucleotides long. Its product is annotated as protein DOUBLE-STRAND BREAK FORMATION. Gene Ontology annotation, biological process: meiotic DNA double-strand break formation. Lineage: Eukaryota; Viridiplantae; Streptophyta; Magnoliopsida; Malvales; Malvaceae. The record is from RefSeq and is a predicted model, not a curated record.
AUUCACUCUCCAUUCUCUUGGCUGAAAUGACGGACACCGGAGUAGCACAGCAAAUCUCUAUCUUCCGCUCCCAAAUCAACAACAAAAGCAGAUUCAGCGACGAUUCUCUCCGAAUUCUCGAAUCAGUUCUCGCCUCCAAUGACGUUAAAUCGCUUUUUCAAAUGCGAUCAAGCUUGAAAGAGUUUAUCAGAUCUGAAUCUCUCUCCGUUAUUCGUCAAAUUGCGGCCAAACCUGUAGAUCAACAGCUCUCUGUUCUCGAAUUCUUUGUUCGAGCUUUUGCUAUCAUCGGUGAUAUCGAGAGUUGUUUGGCUUUGCGGUACGAGGCUUUGGUUCUUCGCGAACAUAAGUCUCAAAUCCAACAAUGGCUACAAGUUUCACAUCUGGAAUGGCUUAAUUUUGCGGAGCAAUCACUAGAAAGUGGUUUUUAUGCUAUUGCUGCAAAGGCUUGUGAUUAUGCACUAUCAUGCCUUGGGAGGAAUGGUGUUGCAGAGUCCAAAACAGAUGAAUGGUUUGAAAAUUUGCAAGUUACUGAAAAAAUAAACAAUCUUAAGAAUUCUGCACUAACAUUGGCAGCUUCACACUCUGUUCAGGCACAGACAGCGAAAUACUUGAGAAAGAAAACAGCUGAGAAGAGCAAACUACAGCCUCCAACUUGUAAGAAAGCACCUUGUGCUGCCAGCAAGCUGUACAGAAAUGGCAUUAAAACGCACAAUGAGCGAAAAUUGAAAGCAAGCCAAAGGGUACAGCUCAUUAGUAUUGAAUCUGACUCAACUGCCAAAUUUCCUUGCACCAAGCAGUCUGUUUCUUAACCAUACAUGCCAGAGAAAACAUUGCAGGUUCUCUUUUGAUGCUGCUAAUUUUUACUCUUAGUUUCACAUGGUAAAGAUUUGUAUGACAAAUAAUCUAAUUAAUGAUAUUAGUUAGCAUAUCUCCUAAGGUACACUUUUCUCCAAUAGAAAGUCAGUCUCUUG